This is a messenger RNA of Xenopus laevis (African clawed frog), 2544 nucleotides long. It is a transcript of the gene zmynd11.S, whose product is annotated as zinc finger MYND-type containing 11 S homeolog. The transcript is spliced from 17 exons. The record is from RefSeq and is a predicted model, not a curated record. Lineage: Eukaryota; Metazoa; Chordata; Amphibia; Anura; Pipidae. Gene Ontology annotation, cellular component: nucleus; chromosome. Gene Ontology annotation, molecular function: transcription corepressor activity; zinc ion binding; DNA binding. The coding region runs from base 231 to 2099 and encodes 622 amino acids. Gene Ontology annotation, biological process: negative regulation of DNA-templated transcription; regulation of transcription elongation by RNA polymerase II; regulation of signal transduction.
UACCCACAGAAGCACACAGAGAGGGGCACAACACUCAGACACAUUCGUGCAGGGGGUGGCUGACAGGAUCCAAACAAUGAGGGCAAGAAUGGCACGGAGAGACUAACUAGCUUGCUGACAACCAAGCUCCCGCACCAGCUUCUGCAUCCCAUUUCAAGUUCCCUCGCUCUUCAGAGACUGUUCUCUCGGUUAUCCUUUGAGAAACGAUAUUUAUAAAAACAAAGCAGAUCAUGGCACGACUCACAAAAAGAAGACUGGCUGAUACGAAAGUAAUUCAGUACUUAUGGACUGCCAUCGAAGUCAUCCGCAACCAGAAACAGAUUGCAAAUAUUGAUCGCAUUACAAAGUACAUGACGCGAGUGCAUGGGAUACAUCCAAAGGAGAUCACACGGCAGUUAAGCUUAGCUGUGAAAGACGGUCUUAUUGUGGAGACACUUACAGUAGGCUGCAAAGGAUCAAAGGCUGGUAUUGAACAGGAAGGAUACUGGUUACCUGGGGAUGAAAUUAUGAAACCGCACCAAAUUCACGGAAGAGAGGGAAAAUCAGUGAAAUCACCAGAGGACUGGGAGACGGAAACACACGACUGGUAUUGUUUUGAAUGCCAUUUGCCAGGAGAAGUGAUGAUGUGCGACCAGUGCUUUCGCGUGUAUCACCCAAAAUGCUUACCUGAUGACUUAAAGCUUAGAGAUAGCAGUAAUCACUUGCAGUGCCCAAUUUGCAAGAGCAUGAAGAAGAAAAACAACAACAAGCAGGAGAUGGGUAAAUACCUGCGAUUCAUUGUUUCCCGCAUGAAGGAGAGGGCGAUUGAACUCAAUAAAAAAGGAAAGGACAGCAAGCAUCCAAUGUAUAGGCGAUUGGUUCAUACUACCAUUGAUGUUUCUACCAUUAAUGAGAAAGUGACUGAAGGAAAAUACAAGAGCUACGAUGAGUUCAAGGCGGAUGCACAGCUGCUUCUACACAACACAAUUCUUUUUUAUGGAGAUGACAGUGAGCAGGCCGAUGUGGCUAAAGUUCUUUAUACGGACACUUGUCAUGAGUUGGAUGAGCUGCAGCUUUGCAAAAAUUGCUUCUAUUUGUCAAAUGCUCGUCCUGAAAAUUGGUUCUGCUAUCCCUGUAUACCUAAUCAUGAAUUGGUCUGGGCUAAGAUGAAAGGUUUUGGGUUUUGGCCAGCCAAGGUCAUGCAGAAAGAAGACAAUCAAGUUGAUGUUCGUUUUUUUGGCUACCAUCAUCAGAGAGCCUGGAUCCCAUCAGAUAAUAUUCAGGAGAUUACUGUCAACGUGCAUCAGCUACAAGUGAAACGCAGUAUGGGCUGGAAAAAAGCCUGCGAUGAGCUGCAGUUGCACCAACGCUUUUUGCGAGAAGGACGGUUCUGGAAAUCCAAAGGCGAAGAUAAAGGAGAGGAGGAAGCUGAAUCUAGCAUAUCCUCUACCAGCAAUGAUCAACACAAAACAUCUCAGGAACCUAGAGCCAAGAAAGGAAGACGCAAUCAAAAUUUAGAGCCUAAAAUGGAAGAACAAGAGCCUGAACCUGAAACUGAAGCAGUGAGCUCAAGUCAGGAGAUUCCGCCUGUUCCUCCUCCAGUGGAAAAGAUUUCAGUUUGCACACAGACCAAGAAGCCAAGUGCCCCCUCUCCCAGAAUGCUGCACCGGAGCACACAGACCAACAACGAUGUGGCCUGCCAGAACAUGUGUCACGACAAGUAUAGCAAGAUAUUCAAUGAAUACAAGGAAAGGAUGGGUGUAGACAACAAGCGAGAGACAGAGAGAGUUGUACGAGAAGCAUUAGAUAAGCUGCGCGUGGAGAUGGAAGAGGAGAAGCGACAAGCUGUUAACAAAGCUGUAUCUAAUGCUCAGGCGGAAAUGGAUAGAAAGUGUAAACAAGUCAAAGAAAAAUGCAAAGAAGAGUUUGUGGAAGAAAUAAAAAAACUUGCAGCUCAACACAAACAGCUCAUAUCGCAGACCAAGAAGAAGCAGUGGUGCUACAACUGUGAAGAGGAAGCCAUGUAUCACUGCUGCUGGAACACUUCAUACUGCUCCAUCAAAUGUCAGCAGGAACACUGGCACGCAGAACACAAGAGGACCUGCCGCAGGAAAAGAUGAACGGCUUCCCUUUGUCCAAAUGUAGCAGCCAUUUUGUUUUACUCUUCUCUUCAAGAUGCCCUAAUUGCUUACUACCAUGUUUGCACCAGCUCAUUACUUAAUUAGUCUGGAAGAGAGAUCUGCUCUGUGCAGCCCUCCUGCUUUUAGGGUAAAAGACCUUUCCGCAUACAUUAAUUUUUGCACACUGACUUCACUUUCCUCUGCCUCUGCUUGGGGGUAGGAGAGGUUCCCUACUACAAUACGCUGGGUGACUUCUCUGCCCCCCAAGUGGAUAAGCCAACUCGCUGCCAGAGACACCCGCAGUACAGUCUGGAGCCAUGUUUUGCAGGUACUUCUGGGAACAAACAGGGUUUAAAGGAAUUGUUCAGUAUGAAAAUAAAAACUGGGUAAAUAGAUAGGCUGUGCAAAAUAAAAAAAAUGUAUCUAAUAUAGUUAGUUAAUCAAA